AUGUCUGCUACGGAAGUCCAAACCACGACUGCUGCCAGCGAAAAGUCGCUUGGCAUGCGGAAGAAUGGCAAGCAAUGGCACGAAACGAAGAAGGCGUUCAGGCCGACGGCUGGCUUGACUUCCUAUGAGAAGCGCGCCAAGGACCGCGUUGCAAUGGCAUCGAUGAAGGCCAAGGAGAAGGAGAUGAAGGACGAGAAAGAGGCAGAGCGCAAGCAACGUAUCCAAACCAUCAAGGACAGAAGGGCCGCCAAGGAAGAGAAGGAACGCUACGAGAAGAUGGCCGAGAAGAUGCACAAGAAGCGCGUGGAGAGACUCAAGAGGAAGGAGAAGCGCAACAAGGCCAUCAACUCAUGA
This is a messenger RNA of Colletotrichum higginsianum IMI 349063, 354 nucleotides long. Its product is annotated as rRNA-processing protein CGR1. Bases 1 to 354 code for a protein of 117 amino acids. The record is from RefSeq and is a predicted model, not a curated record. Lineage: Eukaryota; Fungi; Ascomycota; Sordariomycetes; Glomerellales; Glomerellaceae. The transcript is spliced from 3 exons.